UCUUUUUCCGUUCCUCACCUCCCUCCCUCCCUAGUUUGGCCUUAUGGCCUUGAACCCGCAGUGAAUUGAACAGAGAACGAAAUGGAUAUGUCUGACCCCAAUUUUUGGACUGUGCUCUCAAACUUUACUUUGCCUCAUUUGAGGAGUGGGAACAGGCUUCGGCGAACACAAAGUUGCCGAACAAGCAACCGGAAAAGUUUGAUAGGCAAUGGACAGUCACCAGCAUUGCCUCGACCACACUCACCUCUCUCUGCUCAUGCAGGAAAUAGCCCUCAAGAUAGUCCAAGAAAUUUCUCUCCCAGUGCCUCAGCCCAUUUCUCAUUUGCACGGAGAAAUGACAGGACUGAUGGACGCCGCUGGUCCUUGGCUUCCCUCCCUUCCUCUGGCUAUGGGACAAACACGCCCAGCUCCACAGUCUCUUCCUCCUCUUCCUCCCAGGAGAAGCUGCAUCAGUUACCAUACCAACCAACGCCAGAUGAAUUGCACUUCCUCUCGAAACAUUUUUGUACCACUGAAAGCAUUGCCACGGAAAACAGAUGCAGGAACACGCCCAUGCGCCCCCGUUCCCGAAGUCUGAGCCCUGGACGUUCUCCCGCCUGCUGUGACCAUGAAAUAAUUAUGAUGAACCAUGUCUACAAAGAAAGGUUCCCAAAGGCCACAGCUCAGAUGGAAGAACGUCUGAAGGAAAUUAUCACCAGCUACUCUCCUGACCACGUUCUCCCUCUAGCGGAUGGGGUGCUCAGUUUCACUCACCAUCAGAUUAUUGAACUAGCUCGAGAUUGUCUGGAUAAAUCCCACCAGGGUCUCAUCACCUCGCGGUACUUCCUUGAAUUACAGCACAAAUUAGAUAAAUUGCUACAAGAGGCUCAUGAUCGUUCUGAAAGUGGAGAAUUGGCAUUUAUUAAACAACUGGUUCGAAAGAUCCUAAUUGUAAUUGCCCGCCCAGCUCGAUUAUUAGAGUGUCUGGAAUUUGAUCCUGAAGAAUUUUACUACCUGUUGGAAGCAGCAGAAGGCCAUGCCAAAGAGGGACAGGGUAUUAAAACCGACAUUCCCAGGUACAUCAUUAGCCAACUGGGGCUCAAUAAGGAUCCUUUGGAAGAAAUGGCUCAGUUGGGAAACUACGACAGUGGGACAGCAGAAACCCCAGAGACAGAUGAGUCAGUGAGUAGCUCUAACGCUUCCCUGAAACUUCAAAGGAAACCUCGGGAAAGUGAUUUUGAAACGAUCAAAUUGAUUAGCAAUGGAGCCUAUGGGGCAGUCUACUUUGUUCGGCAUAAGGAAUCCCGGCAGAGGUUUGCCAUGAAGAAGAUCAAUAAACAGAACCUCAUCCUCCGAAACCAGAUCCAGCAGGCCUUUGUGGAACGGGAUAUCCUGACUUUUGCAGAGAAUCCCUUUGUUGUCAGCAUGUACUGCUCCUUUGAAACAAGGCGCCACCUUUGCAUGGUCAUGGAAUAUGUGGAAGGAGGCGACUGUGCCACCCUGAUGAAGAACAUGGGUCCUCUCCCUGUUGACAUGGCCAGGAUGUACUUUGCUGAGACUGUGUUGGCCUUGGAAUAUCUACACAAUUAUGGCAUUGUACACAGGGAUUUGAAACCAGACAAUUUGUUGGUCACCUCCAUGGGGCACAUAAAGCUGACAGAUUUUGGAUUAUCCAAGGUGGGACUAAUGAGCAUGACUACCAAUCUUUAUGAAGGUCAUAUCGAGAAGGAUGCUCGAGAGUUCCUGGACAAACAGGUCUGUGGCACACCUGAGUACAUUGCACCAGAAGUAAUUCUGAGGCAGGGCUAUGGGAAGCCCGUGGACUGGUGGGCCAUGGGGAUUAUCCUCUAUGAAUUUCUGGUUGGAUGCGUGCCAUUCUUUGGGGAUACUCCAGAAGAGCUAUUUGGACAAGUCAUCAGUGAUGAGAUCAACUGGCCGGAAAAGGAUGAGGCACCACCACCCGAUGCCCAGGAUCUGAUUACCUUGCUUCUUAGGCAGAAUCCCCUGGAGAGACUGGGAACAGGUGGUGCCUAUGAAGUCAAACAGCAUCGGUUCUUCCGUUCCCUAGACUGGAACAGUUUGCUGAGACAGAAGGCAGAAUUUAUUCCCCAACUGGAAUCCGAGGAUGACACAAGUUAUUUUGAUACUCGGUCAGAGAAAUAUCAUCACAUGGAGACCGAGGAAGAAGAUGACACAAAUGAUGAAGACUUUAAUGUGGAAAUAAGGCAGUUUUCCUCCUGUUCACACAGGUUUUCAAAAGUUUUCAGCAGCAUCGACCGAAUAACUCAGAAUCCAGGAGAAGAGAAGGAAGACCCUGGAGACAAAACCAAAAGCACCAUGUUGGCAUCCACAGAGACCUUCAGCUGGAGUUCAGAAUAUUCAGAAAUGCAACAGUUAUCCACAUCCAACUCUUCAGAUACUGAAAGCAACAGACAUAAACUCAGUUCUGGCCCACUUCCCAAACUGGCUAUUUCAACAGAGGCAGAAAAAGAUGAAGGUGCUCCCUGCCCCAGAGGCCUGCGCGAGGAGCCAGAAAAGCCAGCCCUGCCUCCUGCGGAGAGCGCUCAGGAGGAGCCUGAGGUCACCACUCCCGCCAGCACCAUCAGCAGCUCCACGCUGUCAGUUGGCAGUUUUUCAGAGCACUUGGAUCAGAUAAAUGGACGAAGCGAGUGUGUGGACAGUACAGAUAAUUCCUCAAAGCCACCCAGUGAACCCGCUUCUCACAUGGCUCGGCAGCGAUUAGAAAGCACAGAAAAAAAGAAAAUCUCGGGGAAAGUCACAAAGUCCCUUUCUGCCAGUGCUCUGUCCCUCAUGAUCCCAGGAGAUAUGUUUACCGUUUCUCCUCUGGGAAGUCCAAUGUCCCCCCAUUCCCUGUCCUCGGACCCUUCUUCUUCACGAGAUUCUUCUCCCAGCCGAGAUUCUUCAGCAGCCUCUGCCAGUCCUCAUCAGCCCAUUGUGAUCCACAGUUCAGGGAAGAACUACGGUUUUACCAUCCGAGCCAUCCGGGUGUACGUGGGAGACAGCGACGUCUAUACAGUGCACCACAUUGUUUGGAAUGUUGAAGAAGGAAGUCCAGCUUGCCAGGCAGGGCUGAAGGCUGGGGAUCUGAUCACACACAUCAAUGGAGAGCCAGUGCACGGACUUGUCCACACGGAAGUUAUAGAGCUCUUGCUAAAGAGUGGAAAUAAGGUGUCAAUCACUACUACCCCAUUUGAAAACACGUCAAUCAAAACGGGACCAGCCAGGAGAAACAGCUAUAAGAGCCGGAUGGUGAGGCGGAGCAAAAAAUCUAAGAAGAAAGAAAGCCUAGAAAGGAGGAGAUCCCUUUUCAAAAAACUAGCCAAGCAGCCUUCUCCUUUACUCCACACCAGCCGAAGUUUCUCCUGUUUGAACCGGUCCCUGUCAUCAGGGGAGAGCCUCCCGGGCUCCCCCACGCACAGCUUAUCUCCCCGGUCCCCCACGCCCAGCUAUCGCUCCACCCCUGACUUUCCAUCAGGUACUAACUCCUCUCAGAGCAGCUCCCCAAGCUCUAGUGCCCCCAAUUCUCCAGCGGGGUCAGGACACAUCCGGCCCAGCACCCUACAUGGUCUGGCUCCCAAACUCAGCGGACAGCGCUACCGUUCUGGAAGGCGGAAGUCGGCUGGCAGCAUCCCGCUCUCUCCACUGGCCCGGACCCCGUCUCCCACACCACAGCCCACCUCCCCUCAGCGGUCACCAUCCCCUCUGUUGGGACACUCGCUUGGCAAUUCCAAGAUCGCGCAAGCCUUUCCCAGCAAAAUGCACUCCCCUCCCACCAUUGUCAGACAUAUUGUGAGACCUAAGAGUGCAGAGCCCCCAAGGUCUCCACUGCUCAAACGCGUGCAGUCAGAGGAGAAGCUGUCUCCUUCCUAUGGCAGUGACAAGAAGCACCUGUGUUCCCGCAAGCACAGCCUGGAGGUGACCCAGGAGGAGGUCCCCCGGGAACAGCCUCCGCGGGAAGUGACCUUGCAGAGCCUAGACGAGAAUGUGUGUGACGCCCCUUCUCUGAGCCGCGCCAGGCCUGUGGAGCAAGGCUGCCUGAAGCGCCCUGUCUCCCGGAAGCUGGGGAGACAGGAGUCUGUGGACGAGCUGGACCGAGAGAAGCUCAAGGCCAAGGUGGUGGUGAAGAAGCCAGAUGGUUUCCCAGAGAAACAAGAAUCCCACCAGAAAUCCCAUGGACUUGGGAGUGAUUUAGAAAACCUCUCUACUUUUAGGCUAGAAGAGAGAGAGAAGAAGAUAUAUCCAAAGGCUUUGGAAAGGUCGAAUCAUUUUGAUAGCAAAGGGGCCUUGCAGGAGGCCCCAUCCUUGGGCAGCCUGCUGAAAGGGGCUCUUCACAAGCAGGCCAGCGUUCGGGCCAGCGAGGGGAUGACCUCAGAAGGGGCAGCCGCUGGUCACGGCCCGACCCCCGGGGACCACAGCCAGGGCGUCUGUGACUUCAAGCGCACCUCUGCUCCCAGCACCCUGCAGGACACUGUGUGCCACUCCGCUGACAGGUCCAGCUCUGGGAAGGGUGAAAACACAGAGAAGGCCUCCCAGGCUAAGGAGUGUCUCCGAUGUGAAAAGUUAGACAGCAAACUGGCCAACAUCGAUUACCUCCGAAAGAAAAUGUCGCUUGAAGACAAAGAUGACAGCCUAUGCCCUGUACUCAAGCCUAAGAUGACGUCUAGUGCCCACGAAAGCCUGCCCGGGAACCCAGUCCGGCCCAUGGGUGGACAGCAGGAGGCCCCAGCGGCCUCUGAGAGCCGAGCAUUCAUGAGCCCUGCCCAUGUAGCUCAGAUCAGCGCUGUCUCCUUUGUCCCCCUCAAGGCACUAGCUGGCCGGGUGGACGGUGGAGUGGAGAAGCCAGGCUUGGUUGCUCCUGAGUCACCUGUCCGGAAAAGCCCCUCCGAGUAUAAACUAGAAGGUAGGUCUGUGUCCUGCCUGAAGCCAAUUGAAGGCACUUUGGAUAUUGCUCUCUUAUCUGGACCUCAGGCCUCUAAGACAGAGCUGCCUUCCCCAGAGCCUGCCCAGAGCCCCAGCCCGGCCAGCGAUGUGGGGCCCUCUGUGCCGCCGGCUCUCCCCAGCACGGGAGCCAAGAAGGGUGAGACGGCGGGUCAGAGGGAGCCUUCCCCUGGCGGCUUCAGGAUGAACAAGUCCUACCUGCUGGAGCCCCGGUUCCCGCCCCCCAGCCGGGGUCUCCAGAAUGCACCAGCAGCUCCCGUGCCUUGCUCUGACCCAGAGCUAAAACGGGACAGGAAAGCUUCCCGUGCGGCCAGGAGCCCAGUGACGGUCAUGGAAAGUGAUCCCCAGCUGAGAGAGGGGGGCCCCAGCAAACACCAAGACCACAGUCGCGACACCAAACUCCUCCUCUCCCUCGGGCCAAACCCGCAGGGCGCAGGCGCUGACCCACCCAGGAUGCGGGGCCUGCUGCAGCCUGAAGGUACCGUCUCGAGAGAGAAGCCGAGUGGGAAGGAAUCCUUUGACCGGGGCCCUUCCAUGGCCAGGGGCGAGCGGUCUGCUGUGAGGGCUGACUCGCACAGGGACCCCUCCAUGGAGUCGUAUCCUCCAGAAGCUGCUAAAACCAGUGAUAAUUCCAGAAACCUCCUCUCCGGGGGAAGGACCCGCCCAGAUUCCUACGCACAGACCCACGCCAUGGAGAAAGCAUGGGGAUCUUGUGGCAAGACAACCCCCAGAGAUGUCCGAGAUGAGGUGAGGCCACCGGCACGGGAGGAGGCUGGUUUGCAGUCAGCAGCGACUCCUCGCGAGAGGGAGCUGGGCAGAGGGAGAGGCGGCAUGGAACCCCAGCCAGAAGCUGCUCCCAGCCGGGGGUCCCAGCAGCCAGCGGGCACUGAGCGUGGGAAGGAGGACCAGCUCUCUGCUUUCCCAUCUUUGCAGAAAGACGGUCCCAAGGAACCGGAAAGGAAAGAACAGCCUCUACAAAAGAACGUCGGCAGUAGCUCUCAGUCCCCGCUGGUCACCAAAGACCUGCCCGGCCUGGCCGCUCAGCAGCUCGGCAGCGCCCCGAGCCACACCGCAGGCAGAGAGCCGGGCGGCAAGCCCUGUGCCACAGAGCCCAGCCUGGGCCCCCAGGGCCCUGCCAAGCCCGCUGCAGUGCAUGGCGAAAGCAGCAGCCACAGACCCGGGCCUGGUCCCGACCCAAGCCCUGCAAAGUCCAAGCACCCUGACCGAGCCGUCUCCUCCCAGAAGCCAAGCGUUGGGCCAGCGGCAGACGGAGAGUCUGCGGCCCAGCCCCCGGUUGGCCCCAGCCGAGAGAGGAAGGGCAGUGGUAAGGGCUUGAUGGACGUGCUCCCCGCCCGCCCAGGCUGCCAGAACACAGCCACCCAAGCGAUUAGCCCAGGAGGAAGUGGACCCUCAGUUCUGCUGCACACGCAAGGGGGUCCUCUCGACGCCAAGGUAAAACCCACCAGUGGUGGGCGGCCCCCGGAGGCGCUGGAGAAGCCCACGCCUCCGCCACAGCAAGGACACCCCAGAGGGGUUGAGCAGGGGGACCAGAGAGUGGCCCCUGCCAGUGAAAAGCAAAACGUGUCUCCAAAGCACCCCAAACCAUCCACUGUGAAAGAUUGCCCCCCUCUGUGCAGACAGACAGACAGGAGUCCAAGUUCACAGGCUGCCACCACCACAGACAGGAAGUCUGAGGGGAAGAAAUGCACUGAAGCACUUUACCUUCCAGCCGACGGUGGGAAGCUGGAGGCCAGCCUUGCCCUGGCACCCAGCGAGGCCCGGCCCAAAGGCCCAGAGCGGCCGGCAGCUGCCAUGGGGAAGGGUUUGCCAGAGGCCAAGGGCAAAGUGCUGAGUCCCCAGAAGCCGCUGACAGAGGCAGGCAAGCCCAGCGGCAUGAAACGGUCGCCCUCGGCCACCGGACAGAGUUCUUUUAAAUCCACUGCCAUCCCGGAAAAGUCUCUGAGCUCCUCUUCCAGCUUUCCUGAUGCCAGACUGGGGGCUCGAGAGGCUGCUGCGACCGGCGGUGACGCAUCUUUGGCCAAGGUCAGCGGGGCUGCGGGGAAGACCCUGCCCGGUGGCGAUGGCAGAGCCCACAUGACAAAGAGUGACUCUCUGCCAUCCUUCCGGAGCUCCACCAUCACCCUGGAGUUGCACCCCCCAAGCCCGCACGUGGCAGGGGGAGCCGGCGACAGGGACAAGGCCCUGUCCAUAACUGCCACCACGGGAGAAACCAAAGGCAAAGAGCCUGUCGCAGCCUUGCCCUCUCAGACUAGGAAACAGAUCUCGGGCAGAGAAGUGACCAAGGUGUCCCCAGCUCCAAACCCUGACCGGCCCAUCACCCUUUCUUCUGAGAAGGACUUCGUGGUGCGGCAGAGGCGGGGGAAAGAGAGUUUGCGCAGCAGCCCGCACAAAAAGGCCUCCUAACAGGGCAGGCCCCAGGCCGGACUGGGGAGACCCGACCUGAAUGUGUACCUGAGUCUUGACUACCUUGUGAAGCCAGCACUGUGUGGGAAUGCCUGCCAGGCAGAGCCUGCAGGCUCUCGGCAGAGGAGGAGAGGGAGAGAGAGAGAGAGAGAAAGAGGGGACCUUCUUCCAAUUGCCUUCCCGAUUGUAACCCGAAAACUGUUACCAGAGAGUGUCUGUAGGAAAAAAAGAAAAGAGCAACAAUAAAGAAACACCUUUACAGCGGAGGGUGGUUGAGGAAAAAGAUUCUCUCUGUAAAUACCUAGCAGUGUGUUUGGUUUGGGAUGUAGAGUGAUAUCUUGCUGCUGAUGGCGUUGUUUACCACAGCUUUUUUUCCCCCAGUAGGAUUUUGCUUUACCACUUACCAUCAUGUAGUAAUGAAGCAAAGUGGUUAAAACUCGGUGUGUGUAAAAGUUUAGCUGCACUCAUGUUCGUGUAUAUAUAUGCAUAUAUACACAUCCACCCACAUGGUUUGCUCUGUGGUUUAAGAGACUAUUUCAAGACUACAUUUUUAUUAAGUUAAAACAUUCUUAGAGUUCAAGAUGAAAGAAAGCCCUAAAGACAGUAGAUGGUGAGUUUGUGUGUGUCUUUUUAACCCGAGAUUUCGAUAGUGCUGUAUCUGGCUCCGUAGAUUUCCAGAUCUUAAAGCAAGAACUACUCUAAUCACUGCAUUUGCCAUCUUCCUCCAUUAGGAAUGGCCGGAACGAGCGGAGGUAACCACUUUCAUGUCACAGUCAUCCCAGUGGACUUGAUCCUGGGUCCAGCUGUCUGAAAGGCCAGUUAUCCUUGUCUGUGGGUAUAUAUGUUGGGUCUUCACCCUGGGUGUUGUGGAGGCUCUAAACACAUGUCAGCUUUAUUUCUCUCACUUUCCCUUCUUUUCACGCUCUUAAACUCAGGCCUCGAUGCUAUGAGUUACUAGUCCAAGAAGCACACGUUGUGUAGUAGUCUUGCACCAGCCCUGCUCUUGAACAAAAAAAGAAAAUUACUGGCCACACACAGAUUGGAGAGUACUUAAGUUGAAUAAUAAGCAUCAGGCAUUGGAAGAGGUUUUAAAUUUGCAUUUUUGAGGGAAAAGGGGGGCAUCAUAGCAUAUAUAUUAAUGAAUAAUCAGGACAUCAGAUACAUUUUAAUACAUAGCUGGGGCCUUAUGUUGUAGAUGAAGCUUGCUGUUUUUAGCAAGUUCCUGGGUUUCACAUUCAUUUCUGAUGCAUCGAGUAGCUCCAUACAUUUCAUAAUAUGAUCUCUUUAUUCGUAUGCAAAAAAAAUACUGUAUUAAUAAAGAGCAGCAUUUUUUAACAAAAAGACUUGGUGGAGCUAUUUGGUGCUUGAAUGUGACUGUCCUUUUUACUUUUGCUAAGCCUUAUUUAAAUUUUGUAUACCAUGGAAUAUGUAGACUUCGUCACAUCAUUUAGUGCUGAGGGUUUUUUUUGUUUGUUUUUGUUGCAGUUGUCCUGGUGGGUUGUUUUGUAUCGUAAGAUGGCACUUGAUAACCUAAGUACUAAGGCACUAAGAGAAAAUACACACAGAUAAGUAUUUAUAAGAUGCUUGGGAUCCAUGGCAGGAUUUUCUGUUUUGUUUUUCAAGACAGAAAAACAAUUCCCAAUAAAUACGAAUUCAGCACCCAAACCCCCUCGGAGGUCUCAGUAUCUAAAUUGUUCAUCUAAAGCACAGCCUGUGGAUUGUAAAUUAUUUAGCAAGGCUGUAAACUCUGCUCCAAAAACAAAGGCAGAACUUAACUGACUGCUGGGUUGUCCUUCAUUGUAAAAUGAGUUGGCAAAACAAAACAAAAAGUGCCCCCCACCUUACCCCUGGUUUUCCCCCCCCUUGUAGUUUUACGCUUUCCCCAUCACUAACGUUGCGAAAUUGUAGAAGAAACACAUAUUUUAGAAGAACCUAAAUGGGUUUCCAAAGUGGUCUCAACAUUUAUAAUUCAUAUCUGUGUUUGGCAGUUGUCAGAACCCAGUCCUCUGUCCUCAGACAUCAUGACAGGUGUGUCGGGAGGUAGUUCAUGGUUUACAGCCUUUGCUUUUUAACUGUCCAGUUUCCUUUAAAGCACAACUAGCUGCUUGUUUACAAAUGAUAUUUUUAUGUAUAUUUUGUAUAGUGUAUUAUCAUUUUUGCCAAAUAUGUUUUUGCAUUUUGGAUGAGUAAAGAGUACUUAAGGUUGCAUUCAUGUAAACCCUGUUCGUUGUUGUAAACCUCUCCAAUCAGCUGGUAGAAAUUCCCCUGUGUUCUCUUUGGUCCGUCUCCUGUGAUUGUAAGGUGUGCUCCUCGGUAGUACUCCCAGCUGUAGAUUUACCAGCUUACCAGUUUGUUAGGAUCUGUGCAAUAAAGUGUUUGCAGUCUUAUUUUCUCUAAGAAAUUCCCUAUGGAUGUCAUAAUUGUUGUAUAUUGAACAAAUAUUUAUACUUAUGCAGUUGCAUAACAUUGAAAUAAAAAUUUAGCAUGAAAAGAUAA
Molecule: messenger RNA, 9858 nt
Organism: Suricata suricatta (meerkat)
Lineage: Eukaryota; Metazoa; Chordata; Mammalia; Carnivora; Herpestidae
Gene: MAST4
Product: microtubule associated serine/threonine kinase family member 4
Exons: 27
Coding region: 82-7362 (2426 amino acids)
Biological process (GO): intracellular signal transduction; peptidyl-serine phosphorylation
Molecular function (GO): protein serine/threonine kinase activity; protein binding; magnesium ion binding
Source: RefSeq, a predicted model, not a curated record